AUGAUCAGCGAGGGGAGUUUUAACAUAAAAAUCUUGUCCAGCACCAAAGAUAAACUGCCAGAAACAACAAACAAAUUCAAAUGGAUUUAUAAAAUCAAGGAUUUUGCUAAUGAAGACGCAAACAGCAUCACAUUCUCUCUAAAAGUUGGUCUUGCUGUUCUCCUCGUGUCUUUACUCAUUCUAUUCCAAGCACCUUAUCAAGUGUUUGGCACCAACAUUAUCUGGUCAAUCCUUACCGUUGCCGUCAUGUUCGAAUAUACUGUUGGUGCAACAUUUCAAAAAGGGUUCAACCGUGCUCUUGGAAGCCUGUUUGCCGGAGUGUUAGCCAUUGCUGUUGCUGAAUUAGCUUUGAAGAGUGGCCGGGUUGCUGAACCCAUUAUAAUAGGGACCAGUAUCUUCCUGAUAGGUAGUAUAACCUCAUUCAUGAAGUUAUGGCCAACCCUUGUGCCAUAUGAAUAUGGUUUUCGGGUCAUAUUAUUUACAUAUUGUUUGAUCAUAGUUUCGGGGUACCGGAAAGGGAAUCCAAUUAAAACAUCUAUAGAUCGGCUUUACUCAAUUGUUAUUGGAGCAAUUGUAACUUUAGCAGUAAACACUCUGAUUUUUCCAAUAUGGGCUGGUGAACAGUUGCAUAAAGAAUUGGUCAAAAAUUUUAUUUCUGUGGCAGAUUCACUUGAAGAAUGUGUCAAAAAGUACUUGGCUGAAGAUAGAUCAAAUCAUCCAGAGUUCACCAAGAAUCUCAUGGACGAAUUCCAAGAUGAGCCUGCUUACGGAAAAUGCAGAUCUACAUUGAACUCUUCAGUUCUACUUGAGUCAAUGGCUUUGUCAGCCAAAUGGGAACCGCCACAUGGCAGGUUCCGACACUUCUUCUAUCCUUGGAAUGAAUAUGUUAAAGUAGGUGCAGUCUUACGAUAUUGUGCAUACGAGGUCAUGGCACUUCAUGGUGUUCUUCACUCACAAAUUCAGACACCACACAGUAUCAGAUUAUUAUUCCAAACAGAAAUACUCGAAGCAACAAGCAAGGCUGCAGAAUUAAUCAGAAGCUUAAGCGAAGAUAUAUGUGACAUGAAGCAAACCCUAAAAUGUUCUUUGCUGAAAAACGUCCUAUUCUCAAAAGUAAAACUUCAAAGAGCGAUAGACGUGCAUUUGUUUAACAAAGAUAUCGCAGGAGAUGAGAUAAACUACCAAGGUCAAAGGCAGACAGAAUCUUACCAUGAAAUAGUAAGGCCAGUUGUUAUUUGGGAAAGCACUGCUACAUUAUCACUUAUUACUUUCACAUCAUUGCUCAUUGAGCUUGUCGCUCGGCUGGAUCAAUUAGUUGAAGCCGUGAACGAGCUUUCCAGAAUGGCCAAAUUCAAACAUGAGGGGCUAUGAAUAACCUGUGGUUAUGCUAUUAAUGAUAGAAUAAAAUACCAUGAAAUUUAAGAAAAGAAACACCAUCAGAAGAUCAAACAAAAUAGAAUAUGUAGCAUGUCACCACAAACUUUUGGUUUAUUUCCAAGUUAAAGACAGAGAAA
Molecule: messenger RNA, 1514 nt
Organism: Erigeron canadensis
Lineage: Eukaryota; Viridiplantae; Streptophyta; Magnoliopsida; Asterales; Asteraceae
Product: aluminum-activated malate transporter 9-like
Exons: 6
Coding region: 1-1371 (456 amino acids)
Biological process (GO): malate transport
Cellular component (GO): plant-type vacuole membrane
Source: RefSeq, a predicted model, not a curated record